AUGAGGCUUUACCUCCAGGCGGUUACCCAGCGCUUCAUUCAAGACAUGGAGACGAGCGCUUUCGGCGGCAAGAGCUUCAUCCACUGGACGACAGAUGAGAAAAGUGAGGAGUUCUUCAAGUUUGAUGUGGUGGACAGAAAUGCCUACAAUGAGGCAGCUAGAUCUGGAAAGAUUCUCAUUGACAGCGACAUGACUCUGGUCGACAAUGGGAUUGAGGUGUAUGUCUACAAGGAUGAACAGGCCAAAGAGGACCUGGCCAAGCAGAUCAUCAUCGAGGACUUAGUCAUCAUUCCUACGGAAUUGCAGAAGGCCAUUAGAGUUAUUCAGGACACUCCGUUUCCUGAGUUUGUGGGUGGUAAGGAGACCUAUGAAGGAAUCCGCAUCACCCUUGAUUAA
Molecule: messenger RNA, 396 nt
Organism: Cladocopium goreaui
Lineage: Eukaryota; Dinophyceae; Suessiales; Symbiodiniaceae
Source: the annotation of a GenBank genome assembly